Aphanomyces invadans is the source of this 628-nucleotide messenger RNA. RefSeq lists its product as hypothetical. The record is from RefSeq and is a predicted model, not a curated record. The transcript has a single exon. NCBI's taxonomy places the organism in Eukaryota, Oomycota, Saprolegniomycetes, Saprolegniales, Verrucalvaceae. The coding region runs from base 234 to 617 and encodes 127 amino acids.
CAGCAUACGACCGUGAACAAUCUUGUAUUGUCGUCGAUUCCACUUGGAGCCAUGGUUUGAGAAGUCUGCCUAGAUCGGCAUAUUCGAGGGGAUGAGUACCCUCAUUGCCAGAGCCACAGAGCUGCUCAAGUUUGGCUUGUCUUGGAUUCGGGAAUGGCACGGUUUAGGUCGGUCAAGUAUUCUGCUGCCAUAUCACGAGUGCAUCGAGCACGACUGUUGUCUAUCCGUGCUUCAUGUCAAAACACUCGAUGGUAGACGUCGCGAUCGCGGCAUGUUUUCCCAAGACAGGACCGAGCUGCACGCCCAUGGUGGAAUAUCCCACCAACUUCCUAAUGCCUGGACCGCCCGAUUCUUCUCCGGAAUUCGUCCACAUCGUCGCGACCAUCGUGCCAGAGCAUGGCAGCAGCGGUGUCUUCACCGUUGUACGUCUUCCACCCGGAAUUACCCGUAGCAGUAGCAACGUCUUGCUAAAACUGUCACGUUGUGGCUACGCACGACUGAAGAGAUUGCAGUCUUGGUGUUUGGUGCUCGGACAACAGUCAUUCGUCCAUACGACCGGUGUGCUUUCUGAUGCUCUCGCACCCCGAAGGCAUGACAGAUGCUGUUGCCUACGAUAGAAACAGAGUUU